This is a messenger RNA of Aspergillus ruber CBS 135680, 3033 nucleotides long. Its product is annotated as armadillo repeat protein. The transcript is spliced from 3 exons. Gene Ontology annotation, biological process: proteasome-mediated ubiquitin-dependent protein catabolic process. Gene Ontology annotation, molecular function: protein binding. Bases 1 to 3033 code for a protein of 1010 amino acids. The record is from RefSeq and is a predicted model, not a curated record. Gene Ontology annotation, cellular component: GID complex. Lineage: Eukaryota; Fungi; Ascomycota; Eurotiomycetes; Eurotiales; Aspergillaceae.
AUGACCCGCAACUCGAUGCCUCCUAUCAUUCACCAACUCCAAAACGCAGAGUCCGUGUCGUCUCAAGUAUCAAUCCUUCGGAAUCUUAAGAAUGAGACAAUUGGUCAUGAUCAGCGGAAGGAGACCUGGGUCAGGUGGGGGAUAAUUCCGAGUCUGGCUCAAGUGCUUGCGUUGCGCCAGCAUACCGGUAAAAAUGUCGCAACUUCGGAGCUCAAUGGAGCUAGCGACCAAGGCUCUUCUAAGCCAAAGUCGGAACAGGAUGAAGCGUGCUUACAGGCGAUCAUCGUUCUUGGUAGUUUGGCACAAGGCGGCCCGGCUUUCCUCUCCCCAAUCCUAGCCAGCGGUGUCCUCUCGAACCUUCUUUCUAUUCUGUCGUCUCUCGAUUUCCCUUCCUUCUUUUGCUUGCCCAUUCUCCGUGCUCUCAAUAAUGUCGCUGACCGACUGCCACUCCAAAGCCAACAUGAUCGCUCAAGGGAUACUCGUUUAGCCGAAUUGCUUUUCCAAAAGGAAUAUGUGGAAUGUCUGGCCCGUAUACUUGGACAGGAUUAUGGUACUCACCAGGCUCAGGCGUCGAUUGAACUUACAGCAUCGCUCAUUGGCAAACUGUGCACGAAGGAAACGCACAAGGCUCUUUUGGCUGACUGCGGGGUGCUGGAUGCCCUAUCUGCCAAGGUUGCCUCCUUUGUUGUCGCCCAAGGCUUCGUUUUGCCCGGUGCAGAGAAGCAUAUCGGGGCACCUGGGGCUCUAGGGACGCUUCCUUCCCCCGCACCCCCAUCCGCCAAACUGGCACCCAUCCUUCGUGCAGUUGCAAUCAUCAUCGAACAUUCGAAAUGGCGUGCGGAACACUUUCUCUCGUCUCCUGGAAUAGUGACAGUUUUCCCGAAGCAGCUGCCGGACUUUGCACCCAGUGAUGUCAAAAAGGGUCCCUGGGGUUCCACCUACCUAUCCGGAUCUGCCGUACCACGCCAUCCUGGGGCGAGUCCGGUCGAACAUCUCUUGCCGUCUGUUCCCAUCCCACAAUCAAAGAAUUCACCAAGCGCAUUGAACUUCCCGCCUCUGGGUCAAGGCAGCCGCCGACACAAUCAGCCCUUUCCUACGCCUUUCUCUCUCUUUGAAACACCGGCCGCUGAAGAUGAUGAGAAUACCAUCGUACCCUGGCUUCUAUACGUCCUCCGAUCUGAGAGUGGCAUGGUACGACUGAUGGCAGCUCGCUUGGUUACUGUACUGUUCCGCCUAGGUCUCACCAAGAAGCAUCGGGUUUCCAUGCUUGGCUUCCUGUUGAUCCCCAUCCUAAUUCGGUUACUUGACAAAGAGUCUGAUGCUUGCGGAGGGGAAGACACCGGGUAUGAAGGCUUGAUCCCCACAACCAAGCGUCUCCGGGAAGAAGCGCCAGCAGUGUUGGCCUUGUUGGUGAUGGAUGACCAGGAGUUGCAACGACAUGCGGUGGAGGGUGGGGCAAUUAAGCGGCUUUCUCAACUUCUGAAGGAGUCUUAUAACCCGUUGCAGGAGGCCGCACGGCCGAUGUGGCAUGCAGAAGAAGAAGAAAGUGAGCAGGGAUUUGAAGGAUCACUAACCCCCGAGUACCAACUCGGUCCUCCGGGGCUUUCUCCGAUGCACUGCCAUGUGAUGCGGUACCGGGAGAAUAUCCUCAAAGCUCUAGCAGCCCUGAUUCCUUUCAAGGAUGAAUAUCGCAAGGCGGUCUGUGAGAACGGAGUGGUCCCCUAUAUUAUCGAUUCUCUCAAGCCGUCCUCGAGUGAACCGCCUACGGAAGUGGCCAACCCGAAGAAUAGUGUAGUAGAUGGCAAUCCGAUACCAACAUUAUUGGCCGCCUGUGGUGCCGUUCGAAUGCUUACCCGGUCCGUUAGCGCUCUGAGGACCAGCCUGAUAGAUGCCGGUGUUGCAACCCCAUUAUUUGUUCUCAUCAGACACCCGGAUAUUGAGGUGAGGAUUGCCGCAACGUCGGUGAUCUGUAAUCUGGUUCUGGACUUUAGCCCAAUGAAGGAGGCUAUCAUCUCUGCCGAAACCCUUCCUCUGCUCUGCGAGCACGCUCAUUCGUCGAACACGAAACUUCGAAUCGAGUCCCUUUGGGCACUGAAACAUGUGUCUUACAAUGCUACUAAUGAUGUCAAAAUUAAAAUAGUCGACUCUUUAACCCCUGACUGGAUUAAGCAAAUUAUUACGCAGGACCCGACAAGGGCAGUGCCCAAGCGAGGGCUAAAUGCAGAUAUGGAGAACAUUACUCCGGUAGGCAUGGGGCGAGCCAACUCGGCUGGAGAGCAAGUCGACUUGCUGAACCCUGUCGAUGACUCCCAUGACGGUGGUGGUUAUGAUGAAGAUAUGAAUAUGUCGGAUCCAGUCCCGCAGUCAAAAAUGAGCCUGGGUUCAUUCCUUCCGGAUGCGGGCCGACGGCGCAAAUUAGCCCUGAAUGGUGACCUAGAUCAGACAACGCAAGCCCGGCAGGACGAUAUUGCGGUGCAAGAACAGACACUUGACCUGAUUCGCAACCUGAUCUGUGGGCACGAAUCCUCAGAGGUCAUUGAUUAUCUGUUCAAACAUAUUGGCGAAGAUGUGAUCCUGGAUGCGCUGGCGGACAAACUGCGGCCCCGGUCGAUACCGCUUCCUCCUCGACAACAGCCAUCGUCGGAUAGAACAGCACUCCAAGUUCCGACCGAGAUUGUGGCGUCCGUUACAUAUGUCUUGAUUCACCUCGCCGCGAGUCUUCCUCGGCAUCGUGACCUUUUGAUGGAACAUCGCGAUCUGUUGCUCAACAUGAUGAGCUACUUUAACCACAACCACCGCGACGUGCGGGCAAACUGCGUCUGGGUAAUCAUUAACCUGACAUAUCCAGAUGACAACGCAGACCGGGAUGCGUCUAGCGGACGAGCGUUCAGGCUACGAACACUUGGCGUUCUGGAUCGACUUAGCAACUUGUUCGAAGAUCCGGAUCUGGAUGUGCGCGAACGGACCAAGACGGCUGAGCAUCUGCUCCGGUCUUCAGAUAACGAUAGGUCCGUGCGGACAGGAUCUGGGUAG